Messenger RNA from Chelonus insularis, 4851 nucleotides. RefSeq names its product WD repeat-containing protein Rbcn-3B (gene Rbcn-3B). Gene Ontology annotation, molecular function: protein binding. The record is from RefSeq and is a predicted model, not a curated record. Gene Ontology annotation, cellular component: cytoplasm. NCBI's taxonomy places the organism in Eukaryota, Metazoa, Arthropoda, Insecta, Hymenoptera, Braconidae. The transcript is spliced from 18 exons. The coding region runs from base 255 to 4796 and encodes 1513 amino acids.
CCAAUACACACACACACCAGUAGGCAGUGAGGCAACGAUUGAGUAAAAUGGUUCAAGAAGCGAUAGUUUAGUAGUUUAUUUAAUUUUUUUUGGCUAUUUUGCCAUUUUACUCUUGUACUUCAGUUAUUGACAUUCAUUAUUAUAAGUAGGUAUUUAUUCCACAUAAACAUCUUCUUCAAAAUUCUUUGUUUGGUUAAAAUCAUACAAUAAGUUGGAGUAUGAAUUGAAGUACUGUACCCUUGUGUUGAUUCAAGAUGACAGUCGGACCAAGCUUAGUUGUUCCAAUAGUGUUGUGGGGUAGAAUAGCUCCCACUCAUUGUAUUUCGUGCAUCUACUUAUCUCGUGAUCAAAAGACCUUGGUCACAGGAUGCUACGAUGGACAAAUUUGUUUAUGGCAUGUUGAUCCAGAAACACUGAAGAUGACCCCAAGAUGUCUUUUAGUUGGACAUACAGCCCCUGUACUGUGCCUUAGUCGUGCUAGUGUCAUCAUGGAACAAAAUUAUAUUGUCAGCAGUAGCGAAAGUGGAGAAAUGUGUACGUGGGAUUUGGUUGAUGGAAAGUGUCGUGAAACUGUCAAGCUAAAUAACGUUCAUACUCAGAUGUUGGCCUAUGUUUCUGCGGGUGGAGAAGAUGUUAAAUUAUUUUGUUCCGGAUAUUAUCCAGAGGUAUUGGUGAUGGAUCCAUUCAGCUUAGAAGUUUUAUUUACUCUCAGUUCUCGCGUUAAUCCUGAUUGGAUCAGUGCUCUACAUGUGCUGAGGCCGGCCAAAAGGAAAGGUCGGUUCUACGUACACACAAAUGAUGUGGUUCUUGCACUCACAACCACUGGAACUGUUAAAGUCUGGACCUUAUUGGGACAUGAAAAUCGAAAUAGUGAGCCACUUUAUGAACAUGAAAGUAAACAAAUUAGAUGCCUCAACGCCUUGGCUAUGACUUGCUGUCCUUAUAAUCAACGAACGGUUUUAAUAGUCUGUUCAAAAUAUUGGCAGAUUUAUGAUGCUGGAGACUUUUCAGUGCUUUGUUCCGUUCCUGCACGAGUUGGAGAACGUUGGAUGGCUGGUGACUUCCUAGCAACAGAUCAAGUAAUAGUAUGGAGUGAUGAAGGACACGGAUAUCUUUACAAACUACCGGCAAACAAGCUGAAGGGCAAGGCUCUCAGCAGUAGUGUAGCUGACAACCAGGACUUUCAUACGCCUUCUGCUGAUUGUGAUCAACCAUAUUUAUUCCAAACUUUAUCUCCACCAGGUGAUAAGCCUUUAUCAUGCCCUCCUGCAAUGAGAUUAGUAACAGUGCAACGACAAAAUAAAACAAUAAAAUAUCUAAUACGGGGUGACAGCGAAGGAGUUAUCAUGUUAUGGACAGUACCGGAAAUGACAUCUCAACAAAUUUCCGAACUUGCUCACAAUUCUACAUCAGAGUCAAUUCUAGCUCCAACAAUUACAACAAGCCUCACUGCUGCUUGGGAUGGAAUGAAACCUCCUCCUGUAGGAAUUUUAGAUCAAAUGGAUACUGGAGAUGGUCAUGGAAUUAAAUUGACUGCUUGCAUAUAUCUUCCACAACAGAGUAGAUUAGUUGUUGGUAGAGAAGAUGGUAGUAUUAUUAUUGUUCCUGCAACACAAACAGUUAUGUUACAACUACUUCAUGGUAAUCAUCAACAUUAUGAUGAUUGGCCACCUCAUCAAGUUCUACUUGGUCAUUCUGGUCGAGUCAAUUGUCUUUUAUAUCCUCAUAGUGCUGCUUCGCGCUAUGAUAGAACCCAUCUGGUAUCAGGAUCUGUUGACUUUGCUGUUUGUUUGUGGGAUCUCUAUGCUGGAACAUUGAUUCAUAGAUUCUGUGUUCAUGCUGGUGAAAUAACACAGUUAAUGAUACCUCCAGAUAAUAGUAGUCCAAGAAUACAAAAAUGUGUCUGCAGUGUUGCUUCAGACCACAGUGUUACUCUUCUUUCUUUAGCGGAACGAAAAUGUGUAGUUUUAGCUUCAAGACAUUUAUUCCCAGUUGUUACAAUUAAAUGGAGACCGUUGGACGAUUUUAUGAUAAUUGGAUGCUCUGAUGGAGCUGUUUACGUGUGGCAAAUGGAAACAGGUCAUUUAGAUCGUGUCCUUCAUGGGAUAAUUGCUGAAGAAGUUCUGUAUGCAUGUGAUGAGAAUACAAUUGCAGCAGCUGGUGGUUCGACUGCUGGAGGUGAAUUAGGCUUAGCCAAUCCUGCUGUUCACUUCUUUAGAGGUCUACGACAUCGCAAUUUAUCAGCCAUUCGUCAUGCAACUCAGAGAGGCUUACACCAGCUUCAACAACUUCAUGGGGGUCAUGGUAACGAACAGGAUUGUCAUAUGAAAACUAAAGGAGUACCGUUAAUGAUUCAAGGCUUCCGUAGUAAUCCAAAAGAUCCAGAAAGCCAUAUUUUAUUUUUUGAUGUUGAAGCGUUGAUAGUACAAUUAUUGAGUGAGGAGUAUGGUUCAAUGUCUCCGGGAUCAUUGGAGGCUCAGGGUUUAAUUUCAGCUUCAGAAUAUCAAAAAGUAGCAGCAUUGACCCAAUCAGCAAGUCCCGAUGCUCAUAAAAAAAUUGCAGACUUUUUUGGUCGUGUCAAGGAUAAAGCAGGCGAUGUUGAACGAAUGCUGAAGGAAAAAGAUCGUCAUGGUAUAUUGGCUAAAAUGAAGGAGGGUGCAGAAAACGUACACACUAAGUUGCAGGCAAAAGCUGAAAGCGUUGGCCUCAGGCCGUUAAAUCUUGACGGCAAAGGUGAAGGAUGGAAUAACAAUGAUGUUGCAAGAAACAGUUUGAAACGCAAUGGGAAUUUUAAUGAACCCAAUGCCACAAUGGAGAUAGCACAACUGUUGUUGAGUCUUCUUCAUGCUUGGGGGAUGGAUCCAGACUUAGAUAGAGUUUGUGAAAGUAAAUUAGGAUUGUUGAGACCCAUGGUACCAAUCUCUUUUGGAGUUUUAUCAAAAGGAGGGUACAUGUCAUUAUUGCUACCAACGUGGCAAUUCCAAUUGGAUCUUUCAAUCAUACCAAUAACUCAAUUGGAGCAACGUCUACCACCUGAAAUGAUUCGUCAAGAUCGCCUUACUAAAGCCUUUACUGCUCGAGCACAUUGGGAAUUAUCAACAACACUUACUAGUAAUCAUCUUUUAGCAGUUGUUGCGUUAGCUAAUACUUUAAUGUCUAUGAAUAAUGCCACAUUUGUACCUGAGCAAGAACGUAAUCGUAAAAUGCAUAGACCAGGAAAUCGUACUGGGGUUAAUUGGAAUAAAGCUGAAGAGGAAAAUGAAGAAAUGUACACAGUUCAACAAGCUCAAAUAAAACAAGGAUGGUCACUUCUAGCAACUUUGCAUUGCGUUCUUUUGCCUGACAAAGUUGCUGCUCAAGGAGGAGCAAAGACAUUCAAGCGUCCACAAGUAGAAAUGAUGGCAAGGAGAUGGCAACAUCAAUGUUUAGAAGUUCGAGAAGCAGCUCAAGCUCUCUUACUUGCCGAAUUAGGUAGAUUAGGUCCUAAAGGUAGGAAAGCGUUGGUAGAUUAUUGGUCUCAGUAUCUUCCAAUGUACAGUACUCAAGAACCAAUUGCACCACAGCCUCAGAAUCAUUCUCCAUCUUCUUCAAGUCCUGUACCGACUGUAGAAAAUACACAACCGGAUGAAGAUGAUGAAGAGGAAGAGGCUGCUGAAGAAAUCUGUGCCACUCGGAAACCUUCAAGUGCCGCAGAGUUAAAGAGAAAACAAACGACCGCAGUAGUACUAUUAGGUGUUAUUGGAGCUGAGUUUGGACAGAAUGUUUCUACAACUAAUCAAAGAAGAGACAGUGAUCAACGGCGGAAGAGUUCUGUGGUUGAAGGCUUUGGAAUUGGAAAUAAUAAUUUAGCAAGACAUACUAGCAUGGCUUUAACACAUUUACUACUUGCGCCUCAUUCAUCGAAACUACCAAUGCACACAUCUUUAAGACGAGCAGCUAUUGAUCUAAUAGGUCGUGGUUUUACGGUCUGGGAGCCUUAUUUAGAUGUUUCAAAAGUUCUUCUCGGACUUCUUGAAAUGUGUUGUGAUGCUGAUAAACUUGUACCAAGCAUGACGUAUGGUUUACCUUUGACUCCACAAGCCGACACUUGCAGAACUGCACGGCAUGCAUUAACUCUUAUUGCCACAGCUCGACCUGCUGCAUUUAUUACCACUAUGGCUCGAGAAGUUGCAAGGUUUAAUACUCUUCAACAAAACGCACAAACUCUUAAUGUUAAUUUGAACGCUAGCGUUCUCGCUAGAGCUAAACCAGAAAUUCUUAGAAUAGUUGAGCAAUUGAUUGAUAAAAUGCAAAGUGAGAUGAGUGAUUUAUUAAUCGAAGUUAUGGAUAUAAUUUUGCAUUGUCUGGAUCCUGGUCAUUUGAAAACGAAACCACUUAAUGAAGUUUUCCCAGCAGUAUGCAGAUUUAAUCAGGUCAGCCACUGUUCAGCAACUCGUAGAAUAGCAGUCGGUGGUCGGCUAGGUCAAUUAGCAUUAUACGAAUUACGGGGUAACGUCAAAUGUCAACUAGUGUCUGCCCAUCAAGGUCCUGUCACCGCUCUGGCCUUUUCCCCUGAGGGAAAGUUUUUAGUCAGUUAUUCUUGUUCGGAAAAUAAACUUUGCUUCUGGCAGCAAACGAGUAGUGGAAUGUUUGGCCUAGGAAAUUCUCAAACUCGCUGUGUCAAGUCGUACAGUACAGCACCAAUAAAUGAUGUUACACGAUUAAAUCCAAUGCGGCUGGCCCGUUUAAUUUGGAUAAAUAAUCGAACUGUCACUCUAAUGUUAGCAGACGGUUCAGAGACACGCUUUAACGUUUAAAAAUAACAAAUAUUGACAAAAGAAAAUAUAUAUCCUUUAUUUAAAUAAACAAAAA